AUGGCGGUCUCCCAGAGGACGCUGAAUUGGCUAUACUCCGUCCUAUCCAAGGACCACUACGACCCCAAGCAGACGUACCAAGAUCCCAACCGUACCUAUCAUGACGUCGCGAAUGCGCUCGCUCAGUACCCCUCGCUGGCCCCUCGGACCGACGUAUACACCUUCGAGAAUGGCUUCUCGGCUUUGCUCCUGCACCUUGUGGGCACGCUACCUGACAUGGCAGUUCGAGUUGGACAGCAUGUUACGCUUGAAGGGCGCGUGUAUCAUCACUACCUGGCACGUUGGGCUGAGGCGUGGGAUAGAUCGAAUAUUUCCGAUCUCCUCAUUAUUCUCCGGGAGGUCUUUGCGAAGGAACCCCCCGUUCGAAAUCGACAACAGAUGCCACCUCAACCACAGACUCAACAGACGCAAACCCCGCCCCCAUUACCUCCUCUGCCACCGGGCAUGGGGCCUGCGCCAAUACCUCAUGCGCAACCGCCAUCUGCAGCUCCGGGUAGCCAGACUCCUCCGCAGCUGCCACCCAAGCCUGGAGCUGCCACGAUGCCUCAGCAACUGCCAGCACAGACAGCGGAGCGAUAUCAGUCUCCCCCACCACUGCCCCCGCUUCCUCCCAAGGACUAUAACCCUAGUCGAAUCAGCUCCUUAAGCCAUGCUCCGAUGGCCAGCCCGGGUGGUCAUGUACCUCUACCAUUCGCUACUUCGCCUCAUCCUGUCCAACAAACCACGUCACCUUCGGUAUACCAAAGUCAAACACCCUAUGGCAGGAACGCCAAUGGGCCAACUGGGCCUUUUACUGGGUCCCAGCAUAGACCUUUCGCUCCUCAGCCUAGACCACUUGUUCCUCAUGUGUCUGCACAGCAACCACCUCAUUUGUCACAAGGACCACCAUCACAUCACGCGGGAUACCGGUCUCAAUCUCCGCAGUCAUCGAGGCCUCCAUACCCUACAGAUUCGCCACAUCUUUCGAGCUUACAUCCACCCCCGGCAGCGCCAGCAACGAAGGAAACGCCAGACCUUCUCACGUCACCAUUUGAGGUUGAGUUGCCCUCAUUCGCGCCCACGGGGCCUGCGCCACCGAUCCCACCGAAUCCAGAGAAAGAUGCUUUGUUACAUGCGAUAUCUCAAAGUCUGUCGGAGACCUUGCGAGCUCAAGCAGCACAGUCCGACUCUGCAUCACAGUCGCUUGUCUCUCAGUCGCGCUCGUUGCAGGCAUCAAUGGCCACACUUCAGGGUGAACUCGCUGCGCUCAAUUCCCUCCACGCAACGCUCCAAUCCAACACUGCAAUCUUGCAGCAGUCUAUCUACCGUGCAGAUGCCACCAUCGCGGAUGCUCAAGCUCGGUCGGCCUCCGUCUCAUCUUCUGCAGCAUCGACCUCUGCGGCUGCUAGGUCUUCAGACUCUCCGUCGGGUCUACCUCCCAUUGACGAGGUCCUGGUUGCACCUACUGUGGUAGGAAAGCAGUUGUAUGAUUUGGUGGCAGAGGAGCAAGGUCUCCAGCAUGCGCUGUACGCGUUACAGGCAGCGCUUGUCCGUGGAGUUAUUGGCGUUGACUCCUGGUCCCGACAUACGCGUGGUCUUGCGCGGGAGGCUUUCCUUAAACGUGCAUUGAUUCGCAAGAUCGGGCGUGGAAUGGGCUUGGAAGAAACCCAGUCGUGA
This is a messenger RNA of Penicillium maclennaniae, 1656 nucleotides long. RefSeq lists its product as uncharacterized. Lineage: Eukaryota; Fungi; Ascomycota; Eurotiomycetes; Eurotiales; Aspergillaceae. Gene Ontology annotation, biological process: protein transport; protein modification process; endosome to lysosome transport. Gene Ontology annotation, molecular function: ubiquitin binding. The transcript is spliced from 5 exons. Gene Ontology annotation, cellular component: ESCRT I complex. The coding region runs from base 1 to 1656 and encodes 551 amino acids. The record is from RefSeq and is a predicted model, not a curated record.